GAUUCUCAAAUUAUUCUUCCGUUCUCUGUGUUACCACAGAGACACCCAACGAGUCUGCCACCUUAAAGGAUAUUACCUUGUUAACUGAGACCGGUGUGAGAGAAGGUGACGCCAUCUCAAUAGACCAAUAG
This is a messenger RNA of Dentiscutata erythropus, 131 nucleotides long. Lineage: Eukaryota; Fungi; Glomeromycota; Glomeromycetes; Diversisporales; Gigasporaceae. The record is from the annotation of a GenBank genome assembly.